Guyanagaster necrorhizus is the source of this 1203-nucleotide messenger RNA. RefSeq lists its product as uncharacterized. Lineage: Eukaryota; Fungi; Basidiomycota; Agaricomycetes; Agaricales; Physalacriaceae. The record is from RefSeq and is a predicted model, not a curated record. The transcript is spliced from 4 exons. Bases 179 to 1090 code for a protein of 303 amino acids.
GCAUGCUGAACCAGGCUCGAGUACUCAUAUCUAUCACAGACAUGCAUAGGCAUAUAUACCGGUAUUCUUGCUGUUACCCUGUGGACCACCUGUGUGUAGAGCAUAUUUCUCGUUCCUCAGGGCUAAAGCAAGUCCCACUCCCUCAGGCACCAAUAAAUCUCGACCCACUGGCAAAGUCAUGAUUAUUGUCAUUCUUCUCCUUUACAUCCUGACUUCUAUCGGGUUUUCCUUUGAUUGGCCAUUUGUGCACUCCGCAUUCAUUGCUAAUGGACAAAACUUUUGGACCAUAUAUCUGAGGCUCAGCGAUCCCAAGGCGAAAGCAGUUUUGAGCAUAGGUACCACAGGAAUCCUUUGUACCGUUCUUGCAGAUUCUGUCAUAAUCUGGCGUUGUUGGAUAAUCUGGGGACGGCGCUGGCUCAUUGCUCUCUUUCCCGCUCUUUGUUUAGUUUCUAGUAUUGUGUUCAAAAUCAUGGACAUGCGCCUGAUAUUCACUGAUGGAAACGACCUUGAAUUGCUCUAUCGAGUACUUUACGCAUCGUUCACUCUCGUAACAACAUUAUCGUGUACACUAGGCAUUGUCUACCGUAUUCUGUCCGUCGUCCAAGCAAGCCCUGGAGAAGGGGGCCGAUAUAGAGCUUACCGCCGUGUUAUCGAAGUCUUGGUUGAAUCUUCAACCCUUUAUUCCAUCAUCUUGAUCCUAUACGUGGCCUUCUUUGCUCACGACGAUUGGGCGGCCAAUUAUCUUGAUCCUGCAGCUGCAAUUGCGAGGGGAGUCGCACCUACGCUUCUCGUUGGGCGCGUCGCGGCAGGACAUGCUCGCCCAGAUGACUCCUGGGAGGGAAGUGUGAUGUCUUCUCUUCGCUUUGGGGAAGAUCCGAUCGAGACGAGUUCCUAUGGAGAUACCGUUGCUAGUGUCAUCAUCGAUGAUGACCUCGAAUCUCAGCCCUCGAGCGAGGGCGAGGGCGCGCACACUCGGUCGUGCUUCCAGGGAGGUAAUGGGCCGGAUGUCAUACCCAAUGACAAUCCGGAUAUUCGGCCAGGGAGAGAAAUGGAUGGUCUCGAUGUGACCCUUGUUGAACUGAUUGAAUGAUGGUCUUGGAGAACGUCAGCUUUUGCCAGUUAUAUCCUUAUUUACUUUUGGCUUCAGAAGCUCGUAGGUUCGAAAUUAAAUGUGAUUGUUUCAAAGUAUGAAUACAAUUGUAA